Messenger RNA from Oxyura jamaicensis (ruddy duck), 2161 nucleotides. RefSeq names its product family with sequence similarity 43 member A (gene FAM43A). The record is from RefSeq and is a predicted model, not a curated record. Bases 213 to 1304 code for a protein of 363 amino acids. The transcript has a single exon. Lineage: Eukaryota; Metazoa; Chordata; Aves; Anseriformes; Anatidae.
CGGCUCCGCGGGCCGCGGGCAGCGGGCGCUCCGCCCUCGGUGCGCGGGGCCUCCCCUCUCCGCGCCCGCGGAGCGCCGGCGCCCGCCCUAUAUCUCCGGCCGCGGUCCCGUGAGGAUGUGAGGCGGGCGGGCAGCCCGGCCGCCCCCGCCGUGGCAUGAGCCCCCUCGGCCCGAGCCGUCGGCGCGGCGUGUAGCCGAGGCUCGGCGGGGCGAUGCUGCCCUGGAAGCGGAGCAAGGUGGAGCUGGGCGCCGGCGAGGCGAGGCGGCAGGGCAAGGCCAAGGGCUACGCGGUGAGCGUGCACUACUCGGCGCUCACCUCGCUGGCUCGAGCGUGCCCCGAGAGCGCCCUGCACCGCGUGGGCAGCAUGUUCCGCUCCAAGCGGCGGAAAUUCCGCGUGACCAGCGAGGAUCCCACGUACACCGUGCUCUACCUGGGCAACGCCACCACCAUCCAGUCCAAGGGCGAGGGCUGCACCGACCUGGCCGUCUGCAAGAUCUGGAGCAAGAGCGAGGCCGGCCGGCAGGGCACCAAGAUGAAGCUGACCAUCAGCGCGCAGGGCAUCCGCAUGGCCCACGCCGAGGAUAAGGGGCUGCGGCGGCCCGGCCACCUCUACCUGCUGCACCGCGUCACCUACUGCGUGGCCGACCCGCGCCUGCCGCGCGUCUUCGCCUGGAUCUACCGCCACGAGCUGAAGCACAAGGCGGUGAUGCUGCGCUGCCACGCCGUGCUGGUCUCCAAGCCCGAGAAGGCGAAAGCCAUGGCCCUGCUGCUCUACCAGACCUCGGCCACGGCACUGGCCGAGUUCCGGCGCCUGAAGAAGCGGGACGACGCGCGGCACCAGCAGCAGCAGCUGGUGGGUGAGCAGAGCAUCCCGCUGGUGCCGCUGCGCAAGCUGCUCAAUGGGCAGUGCUGCUACAAGCCGCCGGUGGAGCGGAGCCGCAGCGCGCCCAAGCUGGGCUCCAUCACCGAGGACCUGCUGGGCGAGGAGCAGGAGGAGCGGGCCAUGCACUGCGAGGACUGCGAGGACAUCCUGGAGGCGCUGGGCGAGCCCGAGGGCGAGCUUCUGCGCUCCGGCGCCGGCCGCGGCGAGGCCCCGGAGCUGGGCCAGCUCCUGCGCGACCUGGGCGAGCUCAGCCUGGGCAACGACCUGCGCUCGCUGCGCGCCGACCUCCGCGUCCGGCGGCUGCUCUCCGGGGAGAGCACGGGCAGCGAGUCCUCCCUGGAGAGCAAUGGCCCCGACGGCGCCGCCCCGGCCUGCAACGGCGCCGAGCAGCCGCCCCCCGGCGACCCGGAGACCGGCUGAGUGCACGGCGGCGCCGGGGGCGCACGGCUCGGCCCGGGGCACCGGCGGCCCCCCCGGCAGCGCACGGCCCCUACCAGGAGUGCGGGGCUCCGCCGGGGUGCCCUCGGAACACCGGGGUGCCCCCGAGCCCCCCCGGGAGCACCGGGUCCCCUCCACAGCCAGCGCACGGUGUUCCCCCGCCGGACCCCGUGGCUUCACCGGGGAGCACCGGGACCCCUCCGGCCGCACCGCGCGGCCCUCCCCCACCCCCCCGGCUGUGCAUGGCCCCUCCGGGUCCCCCCCGGCCCCUCGGGGAGCGUGCCGGCUCCUUCCUGAGCCCCCCCGGCCCCUCCGGGAGCGCACCGGGUCCCUGCGGCGCCGCCGCGUCCCGGGACCGGGGCCGGGGGCUCCCGCGGCCCGAGGACGGGAGGUGGCUGCGGGCUGUUUACCUCCGGCUCAGCCCUUGAAGAUCUGCCAAAUUCCUGGAAUAGCUUUCCCCGGGGAGGGAGGGAGGGAGGGAGGUGUUGCGCCUUGUUUACAGUCAGAAAUCUCACAUCGGAAGGGGGGGCGGGGGGGCGCCGUUUUCUACAUUAAAGUCACUCCAUCGUGCUGUCGUGUCCGAGAGGUUUGCACUGUUGUGAUUUUUUUUAUUAUUAUUAUUUUUAAUUUAGACCCUUUUGUUUUGGGCCCCGGUCCUUUCCCCGGUCUCAAUGCUCUAGAUCUUUUGCUGUGCAAAAGAAAACUCUACUUGUGGCUGUUCACCUGUACAUAGGGAAAUGUAUGCAAAUACAUUGGGUUAUUUUUAAGAACACCACCAUCGCGAUCUCCUCUGUUUGCACAUACGUGAAGAAAAUAAAGAUGACGAUAAUUUAAAAGAA